UUCACAACAUCCAAGAUGGCGGCCACCCUCGUUUCGUACGGGAGCGAUUCAGAUUCAGAUAAUGAGACAAACAUCUGAUGUUAAUCCCGAAAAAAUUGACCCUGAUGCUUUGGCACAUCUUCAACCGUUGAAAUAUGGCCAAACAAUGUCUUUGGCUGUCCUCAAUUCAGCUCCUGAGGUCGCCGUAAAGGUACGCGAGCUGGCCAGGCAGAUUAGCCGGUUGCUAAUUUAGCUAGCUUGUCACAUAGAAAAAAACUCUGAAUGUAACGUUCACUUAAUACUACUUAGCUAGCUACACUAGAUGGAUCGUGAAAGUAAAGAAGCUAACGUUAGUCGAUAAUAAUUUGAUGCUAACGCGUAACACUGAGUAGCAACUGUGAGUCAAAAGGGUUCGUUAACGUUAGCUGGUCAGGCGGGAAAUGUUUGUUAACUGUCUGUCUUUAGCUUGCUAGCUAGAUAGCUAACAUGCUGUUCUGAACGAUACAUUGAAGAACGUUGUGAUUAUGGUGGCUUAGAGGAUGAUACUUUGAGCUGCACGAGUUUUGCGAUUUCAAAUGUCACCCAUAUUGAUCAGCCAACACCCUGUCAAACGCAUCUCAAUUCAAAUACUGUUUAAGAAUGGUGUGCAAGGUUUGUGGGUAACGUGUUGUUCAGUACAAACGUUUUGUACUGAACGUGACGGUUUUGUUGUCACGCAAGGUAACAAAACGUUUAAUGAACUGAACGCAACACAGGAUAGGUGUGGGACAGCUAACUUCAAGCCCCUUUAACUUAAGUGUCUUCAUAGUUUGAUGACUGAUCAGAAUGAUUAGCAGUAUAAAACCAGUCAUGUUUCUUCACUCCAACAGGAGGCUGUGGAGACUGGCAUACAUCUGGACCCUUCUCUCAAGGAGGUCAACUACAACCCCACAUAUGAAACCAUGUUUGCGCCAGAGGUAACAUUUUUGUUAAUUUUUUACACAAGUAAACUGCUGUACAUCAUUCUGACUGUACCUACCUAACAUGUUCAUCAUUAUCAUAUUCACUUUGCACCCCUUCUAGUUUGGUCCCGUCAACCCAUAUAAAAGUCAACAGAUGGCUGCGCCCAGGAAUAUGCUGUCUGGCUAUGCAGAGCCUGCUCACAUCAACAACUUUAUGUUUGAACAGCAGAGGAGGACCUUCUCCACCUUUGGUAAAUAUACCUUAUUCACACCACAGUCAUUGUCUAUGAUAGAAUGUUUAGCUGUGAAGAGGUCAACCUUCCUUUCACCUUGAAUCGAAAGGUUUAGGGGAAUGUAGCAUCUUAGUUCUUUUAUUCACUUGUUAUAUGCUUUUGCUUUCAGGAUAUGCUCUGGAUCCGUCUGUGGAUACAAGCCAAAAUUCCUCCAAUAGCUACAUCGGUGCAGUAGACGAGGCAGAGAAAAAGAAAGGUAAUCCUUUGUAAUUUCCUGCUCUUUAUGUUUUUGCUUGUGAUGGGUACCCUGUGAGUGACAUCAUCCUAUGUCAUACUUCCGGCGUCAUGUCCCGACUCUUUUCAAUGGGCUUCAAGAAUAUAUAAUAAAAUUCAUGAAAACGUGGUCAUUUUAAGAUAUAUAUAUUAAAUUAUAUUUGUAUUCGUGUAUUGAUUCAAUCAUACCCGAUGCCUGUUAUCAAAAUAUUUGACACAGUAAGACAACGCCGGAAGUUAGAAAAGUCUAAUUUGAACCGCAUCUCCUGCUGCUUUGAUAGCAUGCAGCAUGCCGGAGCGUGCCUGCUUGAGCUGAGGACUUACAGGAUGGUAAGAACCUGUUAGUUACUGUCCGUUUUAUGUUUAUAUUAUAUUACACUCGUUUUUUUUUUACUGAAUGUUGCCAGCCAGCUUCUUCUUGGCCGUCAAAUACGUUGAAACACGGCACUCGGAAACAAGUAUGCAAUUUAAUAUACAGUAUAUCUUAAAUAGACGUGUUAUCAUGACUUUGAUGAUGCAAAUUUGAGGCUCAUUCUUAGCCUACAAAACAAGGAAUACAGAAGUAAAAUUGACGCGUCACUUGCACAUUGUGUGAAUUGCUAGCCGGUAAGGGAUGUUUUGAAGCGCAAUGGAAAGCCGUUGAAAUGUGUAGCGUAGUCAUGGUUCUCUGUAAAAGUCAAUGAAAGAACGAGCACAAAGUUACAUUUUCUCUUGUGUUUCUCCUCUCGUAGGAUUGACUGUGUUCGAGGUUGGCCCAAAGCAGACUGACAAGAGGAAAAAGGUGCAAGGAGGUGGAGCGGAUGACCUUGACAACUACCUCGGGCCCUGGGCGAAAUACGUGGACGAAAAGGACAGCGCCAAACCAUCAGAGGUAAUCAAUCAAAAAAUAUUAUGUGAAGCUCAAACAAAAUGUGGAUGCUUGUAUUAUACAGCAGGAGUGUGAUUAUUUGGACUUAACUGAUUUUCCUCAUAGAGAAAUAUGGUCUGAUUCUGACCGAUUUGUUGUCUGCUGAUUGGUCUCUAGGAGGAACAGAAGGAGCUGGAUGAGAUCACAGCCAAGAGGCAGAAGAAGGGAAGGAACGAGGAAGAGGCUCCGGCAGAGGAGAAGACCAUUCUCCAUGGUAACUAACACGCUCGUCUCCGCCAUUACUACUUACAUAACUGAACUGAUCAGCACUCACUCAAAUGAAAAGAGAAUGAGAUGUAGACCUGUAUGUAGACAGUUCUCAGGGUCUUACUGUUUAUCUACUCUGCGUCUCCAGUCAAAGACGCGUACGACUACCAGGGGAGGUCAUACCUCCACGUACCCCAAGAUGUGGGCAUCAACCUGCGUACUGCAGACAUCCCAGACAAGUGUUACCUGCCCAAGAAACAGAUCCACGUCUGGUCUGGACACACCAAGGUGAGGUGUGUGUGUGUGUGUGUUAGCUUGGGCGGCAUACCGUAUAUACUGUGUACCGGGGUAUUUUGAAAUACACAAAUCGGUCAUUACAGUGUCCGUCAUAUUUACAGAGAAGGGGAAUGUGAGCGUAAGAGCGAGAGAGAAAGAAAGUACUUGUGCAGCAGAAGGAGUGUUGUGGAGAUGUGAUCAGGCCUUUGGUUCUGCCUGUAUGCAGUAGCGUGAGCGAGGGGAGGACCGACUCUCCCGAGUGGCGCAGUGGUCUAAGGCACUGCAUCGCAGUGCUAGCUGUGCCACUAGAGAUCCUGGUUCGAAUCCAGGCUCUGCUGUAGCCGGCCGCAACCGGGAGACCAAUGGGGCGGCGCACAAUUGGCCCAGCGUCGUCCAGGGUAGGGGAGGGAAUGGCCGGCAGGGAGGUAGCUCAGUUGGUAGAGCAUGGCGUUUGCAACGCCAGGGUUGUGGGUUCGAUUCCCACGGGGGGCCAGUAUGAAAAUAAAAAAGAAUAAUGUAUGCACUAACUGUAAGUCGCUCUGGAUAAGAGCGUCUGCUAAAUGACGUAAAAUGUAAAAAAUGUAAAAUGAGCAAGGCUUCCAACUCACUCACACAGGAGCCAGUUGCAGACCGAAAAGCAAGAGGGGUGAAUACAAAUGCAGCAUGCUUGUGGAUGGAGGGAUAGAGGAUGGAUAGAUGAGAGGAGAGAAUGGUAGAUGGUUUAAUAACGAGUUUAGACACAUUUUCCGGUAACGCCAUUGUGAUUUGAGUAAAAUAUCCUGCAUGGCAGAUGCCGUGAGCAACAUGCCUUGGCACAAAUCAGUGUGCAGCAAGGCAUGCAUGCCUGAUCUCUGCCUCUCUAGCAGGAUGUCCUCUCUUUCUGCUGCGCUGCUAGCUAUAGGGCAGGCUAAAGGGCCCUACGCAACAGAGUGUCGUAUACAGUCCAUUCCAAAAAUGUAACCGCACAAAAGUAUGUAGAACACGACGCUGCGUUUGCGUAAAGUGUGCAGUGUCCUUUAGUCUAAUCACAUACACACACACUGAACUGUCCAUGAGUAGGAGAAUAGUGUUGUCCAAGACAAGUUGUUAGUGGGUAUUAUCACACGCACACACACGGGUUGGGGCGCCCUAAAGCUCGAGGGGGGCUUUAGCUAUAAGUUCACUAUCUAAGAUAUGGCAAUUACAUUCUCCAGCUAUGCCUUUGGUUUGCUAACUUGCUAGCUAAGUGGAUAACUUGCAAGAUCAAGCUUCUUGGUUACAGCAGAGACAAUCAAUCCCCUCCUGGAUCAAGAUGCUGCCUAAAUGUGUUUUGUGUGUAAAUCAUUAUUACAUUUUUUGCAACGUUCUACUAGCAAUUUGGCCCACUCUUCAGCAGCAAACUGCUCUAAUUCUUUAAUGUUUGAGAGGUGCCCUCCACCAACUCCAGUUUUCAGAUCUCACCAUAGGUUUUGGAUGUGAUUCAUAUCUGGGCUUUUCGCUGGCUGCUCCAGAAUAGUCCAACGUUUCUUCUUGAAUCAUACCCGAGUGCUUUUUGAUGUGUGUUUGGGGGUUGUUGUCCUGCUGGAAGACCCACAACCUUCAAUGGAGACCCAGUUUUUGGUCACUGGGUUGAGCAUUGGACUUCAAAAUACCACAUAAUCUGCAGAUUUCAUGAUGCCUUGGGCACUUUCAAGGCCCCCACUACCAGAGGCAGCAAAGCAUCCCCACAGCAUUAUCAAACCUCCUCAUGUUUGAUUGUCCUGUGUUCUUUUCAUUGAAUGCUUAAUUUGGUCGUUGGUUAACACAGCGCUGAUCUGUAUUGCCAAAGAGCGCUAAUUUUGUUUAAUUGGUCCACAGAACAUUUCCCCCCUAGGAUUUAGGCUUGUUUUGGUGGGUUACUGAGAAGUUCAAUCAGGCUUUUUUGUGUCUCCUUCAGCAGUGGGGUCUUCCUAUGUUUGCCAACGACCAAAUGCAAACAUUCAAAGAAAAUAACCCCCCCCCCCCCCACACACACACACACACACACACACACAAUCAAACAUGGGGGAGAUUCAAAAAUGCUGUGGGGUUGCUUUGCUGCCUCUGGUACUGGGGGCCUUGUACGUGCGCAAGACAUCCAUGAAAUCAGCAGAUUAUCAACGUGUUUUGGAGUUCAAUGUUCAACCCAGUGUCCAAAAACGGUCUCUUUGUUGAAGGUUGUAGGUCUUCCAUCAGUACAACAACCCCCAACCACACACCAAAGCACCCUGGAAUGGUUCAAGAAUAAACUGUGGACUUUUCUGGAGUGGCCAGGGAAUAGUCCAGAUCUUAAUCCCAUCCAUAACCUAUGGCGAGAGCUGAAAACAGCAGUUGGUGGAGGGCACCCGUCAAACAUUGAAUAAUUAGAGUAGUUUACUGCCAAAUUGCCAGUAGAAAGGUGCAGCAAGCUCAUUGCUGGCUACAAGAAGCAUUUUUCGGGAGUUAUCUUGGCCAAAGGCUGUGCAACCAAGUACUAGCUCUGGGGUGCCAAUACAUUUGUCCAUGCCACUUGUCUUUAAUUUCUACAUUUUAAAUUGUAAACUUAAGUGUACAAAAAUCUAAUUCCAAAAACAAGGUGUGAAGACCAAAAGUCUUAUCAAUUUAUUUCAGAAGAAAUAGGGAAUUAUUUAAAAGUGCAAGGUUGCCAAUAUGUUUGGCCGCAAAUGUAUGUAAGAGGAAUUAUAGCAAUACCAUACACACACCUGCAAGCUCAGUGAUGGGCAGAUUAUUAUAAUAUGAAUCUAUUAUGUCCACACAUUUCACUCUCUCUCGCUCUCUGUCUGUCUGUCUGUCUGCAGGGGGUCAGUGCCAUCCGUCUGUUUCCUGUAUCAGGUCACCUGCUGCUCUCCUGCUCUAUGGACUGUAAGAUCAAGGUAAGGAACACUCUUGACUCGCUCGGACACCAUUAAGUCCUCACUGAGGUGGUGAUUAACCCCCUAAAUGUAAUUAUCUUAAUAAGAAAAUCCCCCCCAAAAUCUGUCAGUUUAAGCUAGAGAUAUGUUUUUUUUGCAUUGGAUGCGUUUCACUCCACUGCAUCCGCCUAUGUCGCACUUCUGUGGUGAAAGGUGUCCAAACGGUUUGGCCUGCAAAGACUAUUAUGACCCAUCUAUGGAAAGAUGAUACUCUCACGACCGUUUUGCUCUACGACCCCCACAAGCGUCUUGGGACUUGUCUGAUGUCGGUACAGCCGAUCUGUCAACUUCUGUCUGUAGUGUCCGAACAGUUUGGGCUACACACACUCCCCUCUGGGGAAAGGUGAGACUCUCACGAACACGUACAGUACCAGUCAAAAGUUCGGACACACCUACUCAUUCAAAGGUUUUUCUUUAUUUUUACUAUUUUCUACAUUGUAGAAUAAUAGUGAAGACAUCAAAACUAUGAAAUAACACAUGUAAUCAUGUAGUAACCAAAAAAGCGUUUAACAAAUCAAAAUAUAUUUUAUAUUUGAGAUUCUUCAAAUAGCCACCCUUUGCCUUGAUGACAGCUUUGCGCACUCUUGGCAUUCUCUCAACCAGCUUCAUGAGGUAGUCACCUGGAAUGCAUUUCAAUUAACAGGUGUGUCUUCUUAAAAGUUAACUUGUGGAAUUUCUUUCCUUCGUAAUGCGUUUGAGACAAUCCAGUUGUGUUGUGACAAGGUAGGGGGGUAUACAGAAGAUAGCCCUAUUUGGUCAAAUAGGGCUAUCUGACUCCUCACUGUGUGUGUCUGGUAGAACCAGGGGCCUACUGGUUUUAAUGCCUUUACUCUCUCAGAUGAGCCCUGUGCUGGUUUCUGAUGAGACCCUCAGUGGUUGCCAGUAGGACUGGUGCAUCACACUGACCCAUGCUGGUCAAACCAAGUCAAAGGGUCACGCAGUGCUUGUUUAAUAUUCUCUUCUCUCAUCCCUUUCCUCAGUUGUGGGAGGUUUAUAACGAGAGGAGGUGCGUACGGACCUUUAUCGGUAAGUGGACUAUCUCUGUUUACUGUUUCACACUCUGUGUUUCUGUUAUUCAUGUGUUGUGCUACAGGGAUUAUAAUGCCUCUUGGGUUAAGAGGGUAAGACCUCAGCUCAAACCACUAACUAGCCGAAGUGUUGUCAUCUCAAAGGGUAUAUACAAAACCAAAUGCAUUUCUUAGUCACUCAAGCACAUCACUUCAACAUUCAAUCUAUCCACCAGUACAAGUUAGUUGGAUUUCAAUCAAGCACACUCCUUUCCCUCGGCAGAUCUCAUUAGUGUUUCUAAUUCAAUGCGGAGUGAACGUGAUCUGAACAUUGGGAGAAUAAUGGAUGUAAGCUGGUUGUCAGAGCAUCGCGCUGGGCCACGGUCAGGGAGAGUGACAUCUCAUUAUCCUGUUUCCCACUAUUCUAGAACUCUGUUGCGGCGGAAUGUUAAUUCAGCAUUAAUACAACGUUAAUGGAAUGUGAGCUGACACUGUUGGGGGGGGGGGGGGGGGGGGGUGUAAGAUGUGGAGGAUAUUGGAGAUGGAGCGUUAAUUUAGCGCUAAGUGAAUGUUAAUAAAACGUAAGCUUUCCGCUGAGCAUUGAGGAUAGGUUUAGAGUAGACCGAGGGACGCAGCUGGGUAUUGCAUGCAGGUCACUACCCAUCCAUCCCUCCUGUGGACAGGCUGGGCUGUCGGAGAGUAGAUUGUUUUCCUUCAGCUGUGGUUCUGCCUGUCAGCUCCCUCAAACACCAUGUAUAAUUCAACAGCCCUGGGUGGAUAGAGGGGAGGAGAGGAGGAGAGAGGGGGAGGGGGUGUAUAGAAGGCAAGAAAGAGGGAUGGAGAGUGCGUGUGUUUUAGGAAUGGAGCUCCAGAGAGCAGUGGGGUUAUUUCAGAGUAGCAAGCGCGCUAACCAAAGUGGUAACGUGUGUGUGGUGAAGGUCUCUAGCUUGAGUGUGUUGUAUGUUUUGCCCUACCCUACAGUACAGCUGAAGCCAGUCUCUAAAGUGCAUGUGGGGUUAGGAGUCUGUGCCACUACAGGAAUGAGAUGUGGGAUAGGCCUGGUUAGAGCGUGGACAGACAGACUGCUAGCUUCGAAAUACCCUGUUAUUGCCAUGGUAGGCGCUCUUAACAAGAGGGUUGUCUGAGAGGAGAGAGACCAACGGGACCAGAUGUUACUUAACCUGACUCUAUAGACACGCAUACGCAUAAACACAAGGGAGGGAGAGUGUGAGAAAGAGGGAUAGAGGUAGGAAUGAGUGGAGACCAGGGGGAACAGAUGAGUUGAGGGAACGAGGGGUAUAGUAGAGGGAGAUUCUCACUCCAAGUCCCCUUUAUGCUUAAGCUUGUUUGUCUUUCUUGCCUUGAUACUCCCUCCCUCCUCCCUGUCUCUUCCCCUCUUCUCCCUCUCUCUUCCCCUCUUCUCUCUGCCCCUCAGCUCCACUUUGGCUUUGUCUCUUUCUCACCCUUCUUUCUCUGUCUGUGAUUUCAUAUUCCAACAAUGAAUGUGAUCUGAAAGGCAGUGGGAUCAGGGGCUAUAACAGGACAGGAGGAAUAUAUGCAUAUAAAAUGUUUUUUUCUGUCUCUCUCCCUCCAGGCCACAGUAAAGCGGUGCGGGAUAUUUGCUUCAACAACACUGGGACUCAGUACAUGAGUGCAGCCUACGACCGCUACCUCAAACUCUGGGACACUGAGACUGGUUGGUUCAGCCGUGGUCGUGGUGACCACGAUAUAAUUGCCACAGUUCCACCAUGUCUGGGGACUGUCAUUGAACGGAACAGUCGUGGCCGUGAUUUAGAAAUGCCACAAAUAGAGCCGUCACGAUGACUUUACUUGACAUAGUCAGAGAAGCAUAUCAGUUCUAUAUAACACAAUUCUAUGAGAAUGUUUCAUAAUGUUGUGCCCUACUGAAGGUGGCCAGCAUGGUUGAACAUUCAGAUAGAAGGAUGUUGUGUAGAUGUGGGUACUACAAGUGGGACCAGGGAGAGUCUCUGCUCUCCCAGCAGAGGGCAGUAGAGAGACUAAUCCUCCACUUGUUGCUCUGUAGGACCACUGACUUGUCAUAGCACCUUGUGUACGAGUCACCGAGCUGUAUGGUUAGGGGACAUUUCAUUUACAUUCAGUCAACUUGUAUUGAUUAAUUGAAAAUGACACAUUUUUCAUGAGGAUUCUUCCAUUCAUCAAUUGUAUUGAGGGUGUUGGCUUUGACAAUCGGAUUGGAUUGGCAGAAUGCCACACCGGCAAGUUAUGGCUGGCUGGCUGCUGGGGGUUGUUUCUGCACUAUUAUGAUGACAAUGUGUGUUGCAGACAGUCCGUGUGGGUUGUUCUCAAAUGUGUAAACUGUCCUUCCACAGGCCAGUGCAUCUCCCGCUUCACCAACAGAAAGGUGCCGUACUGCGUCAAGUUCAACCCAGAUGAGGACAAGCAGAAUCUGUUUGUGGCUGGCAUGUCUGAUAAGAAGAUUGUUCAGGUACUGUCAUGAAACACACGCUACCUGGGAGGGAGGGAGGGAGGGGAGGGGGGAGAGGGGAGGGGAGGGAGGGGGAGGGGGGAGGGAGGGAGGGAGAGAGAGAGGGGAGGGAGAAGGAGACCACAACACACUAGGCACAGUCCCCUCGCUGGAAAAGCAAUUAACAACUCUGUAAAUAGACAAUCUCUCUCUCCCUCUCUAUUUUUGAAUCAUUUUGUCACCUUAUUAAACUGUAAUAUUGGUGUGUUUGUCUAUGACAGGAGUGUGUUGUGUAAUUUCUUUCACAUUCACUUAGCUAAUCUACCGGUGUGUGUGUUUAACCUGUUUCAUUUUGUGUUAAUUAAUGUCUUCUCUCUAUCCUGUGUUCCCCCCUCCCCCAGUGGGACGUGAGGACAGGAGAGGUGGUUCAGGAGUACGACCGUCACCUGGGAGCGGUCAACACCAUCACGUUCGUGGAUGAGAACCGCCGUUUCGUCAGCACGUCUGACGACAAGUCCCUCCGCGUGUGGGAGUGGUAAGUGACAAACAAGAGACUGCUGAGCUUGUUACCUGCACUGACCCUACCAUUGUGUUGGCAUUGUAAUCAGCACCGUUAGUUAUGAGAUGGAGAGGAUUCAACAACAUUGUUGAUGAGUAGCAUCAUAGCAUCACUACUGGUAUUAUGCCUCAUUUGCAUAAUAUAGCUUGUUUGUACAUUGGAGCCAACAGUUUGUCCUGACAGUGUUCUAGAUGCCUUUCUGCAAACUGAACUCAUUGCCAAAGAGUGUUUCACAGGUAAUAAAGUGCAAAUGAGAGUGGAGGAGGAAUGUGUUUGGUUGAAUUGGGUUAGGGUGCUGCUAUGGGUGGCAGCUCAUGGGAUGUUCACUACUGUUGGAUUCCAUGAAGUCCCCUCUUCUUCUAGCUACGUGCCUAGCUUGUAAUGUCUAGAUGUUUAGAUGAUUUUUGUAGAAGAAGAAAAAAUGUUUUAGACCAGGGGUGUUGAACUCAUUUUGCCCCGGGGUCUUCAACGAGGUCCAGAGGGCCGUACUUAAAAUGUGUUAUAUUUCCAUGCUGUCCAUUUUUUCAACAAAUUGUCCUCUAUCCAUCAUUUUUUGCAUUUUCAAUGCUCACUGACUGUAGUGAUUAUUAGCAAGCUGGAAAGUCAAACUGUAUGAAUGUAGGUCCAUUGACUGUGCACAGAACAGGAGGUUGGUGGCAUCUUAAUUGGGGUUCGUGGUAAUGACUGAAGUGGAAUUUGUGGAAUGGCAUCAAAUACAUGAUGCCAUUCCAUUUGCUCUGUUCCGGCCAUUAUUAUGAGCCGUUCUCCCCUCCGCAGCCUCCUGUGGUGCACACUGAUAUUUUGUGAGCUGGACAGUCAAGAAUGUAUGAAUAUAGGUCAUUAUCAUUUCUACACAGUUUCGAUUUGGUUUUGGUCAUUUUAAAGGAUAUAGAGUUCGUUUCCCCUCAAGGGCCCCAUCCAGCCCGCUGUCCUGUCUUUCCACUCAACCGCCAAUCACCAAGCUCGUUAGAACGACUUGCAAAUUAGCUUGGUUCCCAUGGCAAUAAACAAACACUGGUGUGUUUACCACUAAGAUGAUAAAUAUUUAAGACCCGGUGACGAAGGAUGGACAUUUCACAGGGAUACUUAGAGGGACUGUUUUAUUAGAACACAGAUUCCACAAAAUACCCCCUUUUCCCAUCAGUUGUGAUUCUUUCUGUAAUAUCCGGUUAUUGUGUGUGUUUAAGCAGUAGGAUUGAAUGGUAGGGAGAGGGUGCCAGGGAUGCCAGCUGUGGGUUUAGUAGUGGAGUCUGGGGAGGGAGUGGGUUUGGUCGGGUCGGUGAGAAGGGAGUGAUAUGCACUCUUGCUAGUAUGCCUAAUGACUGCGUUUACACAGGCAGCCCAAUUCUGAUCUUUUUCCACUAAUUGGUCUUUUGACCAACCAGGUCAGCUCUUUUGACAAUAAUUGGGCAAAUCCACGUUUUUGGUCUCUGCCUUAAUUGAUUGGAGACACUGUACUUACACUUUUACGGUAAAAUGUGCUUGUUAGAGUGGAGUGUGGAACAUGCACACUCUUUGGCUUUGAGAGUGUUGAGUAUUUGAAUGGAUUGCACACUCAUUCAGGGUGCUCUCAGGGGCUUUGGGAGUGUAGUGGGGGAGCGAGAGGGGUUUGUUACAGUGAGGGGGAAAAAGUAUUUGAUCCCCUGCUGAUUUUGUACAUUUGCCCACUGACAAAGAAAUGAUCAGUCUAUAAUUUUAAUGGUAGGUUUAUUUGAACCGUGAGAGACAGAAUAACAACAAAAAAAUCCAGAAAAACGCAUUUCAAAAAUGUUAUGAAUUGAUUUGCAUUUUAAUGAGGGAAAUAAGUAUUUGACCCCUCUCAAUCAGAAAGAUUUCUGGCUCCCAGGUGUCUUUUAUACAGGUAACGAGCUGAGAUUAGGAGCACACUCUUAAAGGGAGUCCACAGAAGCAAUCAAUCAAUCAGAUUCCAAACUCUCCACCAUGGCCAAGACCAAAGAGCUCUCCAAGGAUGUCAGGGACAAGAUUGUAGACCUACACAAGGCUGGAAUGGGCUACAAGACCAUCGCCAAGCAGCUUGGUGAGAAGGUGACAACAGUUGGUGCGAUUAUUCACAAAUGGAAGAAACACAAAAGAACUGUCAAUCUUCCUCGGCCUGGGGCUCCAUGCAAUAUCUCACCUCGUGGAGUUGCAAUGAUCAUGAGAACGAUGAGGAAUCAGCCCAGAACUACACGGGAGGAUCUUGUCAAUGAUCUCAAGGCAGCUGGGACCAUAGUCACCAAGAAAACAAUUGGUAACACACUACGCCGUGAAGGACUGAAAUCCUGCAGCGCCCGCAAGGUCCCCCUGCUCAAGAAAGCACAUACAGUGGGGGAAAAAAGUAUUUAGUCAGCCACCAAUUGUGCAAGUUCUCCCACUUAAAAAGAUGAGAGGCCUGUAAUUUUCAUCAUAGGUAUACGUCAACUAUGACAGACAAAUUGAGAAAAAAAAAUCCAGAAAAUCCCAUUGUAGGAUUUUUAAUGAAUUUAUUUGCAAAUUAUGGUGGAAAAUAAGUAUUUGGUCACCUACAAACAAGCAAGAUUUCUGGCUCUCACAGACCUGUAACUUCUUCUUUAAGAGGCUCCUCUGUCCUCCACUCGUUACCUGUAUUAAUGGCACCUGUUUGAACUUGUUAUCAGUAUAAAAGACACCUGUCCACAACCUCAAACAGUCACACUCCAAACUCCACAAUGGCCAAGACCAAAGAGCUGUCAAAGGACACCAAAAACAAAAUUGUAGACCUGCACCAGGCUGGGAAGACUGAAUCUGCAAUAGGUAAGCAGCUUGGUUUGAAGAAAUCAACUGUGGGAGCAAUUAUUAGGAAAUGGAAGACAUACAAGACCACUGAUAAUCUCCCUCGAUCUGGGGCUCCACGCAAGAUCUCACCCCGUGGGGUCAAAAUGAUCACAAGAACGGUGAGCAAAAAUCCCAGAACCACACGGGGGGACCUAGUGAAUGACCUGCAGAGAGCUGGGACCAAAGUAACAAAGCCUACCAUCAGUAACACACUACGCCGCCAGGGACUCAAAUCCUGCAGUGCGAGUCGUGUCCCCCUGCUUAAGCCAGUACAUGUCCAGGCCCGUCUGAAGUGCAUUUGGAUGAUCCAGAAGAGGAUUGGGAGAAUGUCAGAUGAAACCAAAAUAGAACUUUUUGGUAAAAACUCAACUCGUCAUAUUUGGAGGACAAAGAAUGCUGAGUUGCAUCCAAAGAACACCAUACCUACUGUGAAGCAUGGGGUUGGAAACAUCAUGCUUUGGGGCUGUUUUCCUGCAAAAGGGACCAGGACGACUGAUCCGUGUAAAGGAAAGAAUGAAUGGGGCCAUGUAUCGUGAGAUUUUGAGUGAAAACCCUCCUUCCAUCAGCAAGGGCAUUGAAGAUGAAACGUGGCUGGGUCUUUCAGCAUGACAAUGAUCCCAAACACACCGCCCGGGCAACGAAGGAGUGGCUUCGUAAGAAGCAUUUCAAGGUCCUGGAGUGGCCUAGCCAGUCUCCAGAUCUCAACCCCAUAGAAAAUCUUUGGAGGGAGUUGAAAGUCUGUGUUGCCCAGCGACAGCCCCAAAACAUCACUGCUCUAGAGGAGAUCUGCAUGGAGGAAUGGGCCAAAAUACCAGCAACAGUGUGUGAAAACCUUGUGAAGACUUACAGAAAACGUUUGACCUGUGUCAUUGCCAACAAAGGGUAUAUAACAAAGUAUUGAGAAACUUUUGUUAUUGACCAAAUACUUAUUUUCCACCAUCAUAUGCCAAUAAAUUCAUUAAAAAUCCUACAAUGUGAUUUUCUAGAUUUUUUUUCUCAUUUUGUCUGUGAUAGUUGACGUGUACCUAUGAUGAAAAUUACAGGCCUCUCUCAUCUUUUUAAGUGGGAGAACUUGCACAAUUGGUGGCUGACUAAAUACUUUUUUUCCCCCACUGUAUACAGGGCCAUCUGAAGUUUGCCAAUGAACAUCUGAAUGAUUCAGAGGAGAACUGGGUGAAAGUGUUGUGGUCAGAUGAGACCAAAAUGGAGCUCUUUGGCAUCAACUCGACUCGCCGUGUUUGGAGGAGGAGGAUUGCUGCCUAUGACCCCAAGAACACCAUCCCCACCGUCAAACAUGGAGGUGGAAACAUUAUGCUUUGGGGGUGUUUUUCUGCUAAGGGGACAUGACAACUUCACCGCAUCAAAGGGACGAUGGACGGGGCAAUGUAUCGUCAAAUCUUGGGUGAGAACCUCCUUCCCUCAGCCAGGGCAUUGAAAAUGGGUUGUGGAUGGGUAUUCCAGCAUGACAAUGACCCAAAACACACGGCCAAGGCAACAAAGGAGUGGCUCAAGAAGAAGCACAUUAAGGUCCUGGAGUGGCCUAGCCAGUCUCCAGACCUUAAUCCCAUAGAAAAUCUGUGGAGGGAGCUGAAGGUUUGAGUUGCCAAACGUCAGCCUCGAAACCUUAAUGACUUGGAGAAGAUCUGCAAAGAGGAGUGAGACAAAAUCCCUCCUGAGAUGUGUGCAAACCUGGUGGCCAACUACAAGAAACGUCUGACCUCUGUGAUUGCCAACAAGGGUUUUGCCACCAAGUACUAAGUCAUGUUUUGCAGAGGGGUCAAAUACUUAUUUCCCUCAUUAAAAUGCAAAUCAAUUUCUAACAUUUUUGACAUGCGUUUUUCUGGAUUUUGUUGUUGUUAUUCUGUCUCUCACUGUUCAAAUAAGCCUACCAUUUAAAUUAUAGACUGAUCAUGUCUUUGUCAGUGGGCAAACUUACAAAAUCAGCAGGGAAUCAAAUACCUUUUUCCCUCACUGUAUGGUGGAGAGAAUAACCUUUACUGCCCCCCUGUGUCUCCCCUGGAUACCACCUGGUUGGCUCUGGGCCCCCCCUCUCCCCAGCUCAGCUGAAUUAGGCAGAAAUAAACAUGGAGUCACAUAUCACUGACAUGGCGAUAGAGGGGUAAGUUGAAUAUAGUGUGAAUUUGGGACAUAUUGAAAUGAAAACGAUUACAUGGACAGGGGGGACCUGAUCCUAGAUCAGCAGUCCUAUUCUGAGAGAAGCUGUUAAUGUGGAUUAGGACUGACUGGGGGCAGGUUAGGGUCUUCAGGAACACAACUUCACCUGAAAGUUUAUGGGCUUUAUUAACAAAACACACUGGGAUGAAAUCGCAGCAGUCCACUCCAAACUGGUGGUGUUAUUCGUAUCCUCCUUGUUCUCUCUUUAUCUCUUUCCCAGCCACGCAGACACAUUGAGAGCAGAGUUAUUUUUGGAGCUCUGAGAGGAGAUUUUACGUGUUUUUCUUGUGUUCAGAGAUUUAGUUUGGCCUGACUUCUCUGCUGUGGACAUCAGCCAGGGCUCGCUCAGGGGGACAUUUUGGGUUGCGUGUGUGUGUGCACACAUGCUCUACAUUUUAUAUGUAUUCAGGAUCAUAGACAGUUGUUAACUCAUGCUUUGUGAGUUAUUUUUCUGUUGUUCACCCUGGUUUGAAAAUGGCUGUCCUGUUCCUUUUUGGCCCUGGUUUGGUGUUGGGUGGAGAUAGGCUUAGCUGCUGUUUAUGGGAUAGAACUGUGCAGCACUGCUACUCUAAACGAGUCCAGCUGUGUGUUAUCUGAGAGCGGGAGAGGGGAGGGAUGGAUGGAAGAGGGAGCGAGAGAGAGAUGGCCUCAGUCCAGAUAGACAGCCUCCCACUGAGUGAGCAGUCUCAAACCCGACCAAACCCAAACAAUUUUUUUCCCUUAUUGAAGUUUCCAAAAGUCUGUCAUUGAAAUCAGACCCUAGUCACUGUUGCUGCCUAGAGUCGGGCUUUCGAGACUACUGAGGGAGGGGAGAGGAGGAUCAAGUCAACGUGCACACACACACACACACACACGGCAUUAGUCACAGUCAUAGACAAUCUGCAGCCUGCCACAGGGGUCGGUGUCUGUCACACACACAAAUAAACCUUAGACUGCCUGCUGCUCUGCUGUCGCAGGCAGGUGGGACAGGACCAUAGAGUUGGAUGAUGCUGGGCAGACCCUAGAACAACAUGCAUAACAUCCCUCCAUUUCACUCUCACACUCUGCGAGCGGAGGGUUGAGAAAGUAGAGAUGGAGAAAGAGAAAACGGGGAGAGCAGGGAAAGAGAGAGGGAACGAGUAGAUCUAAUUGGACGCUAGCGUUUAAGCAAACAUGGCUAGGAAAUCCAUACCAUUUACAUAUCUGUAAUGCCAACACUGUCUGGAUCCUAGCUGUACUGUCAGUGUUAUAAUUUGGAUCUCUGCUAGAAUCAUGUCCUGCUAAGACAAGCUCAAGCUGCAUGGCAUGACUUUGUGAAUGUUUCCAACCUGAGAGCAUUGCUGCUAGUUGUCAAUACUCAUGCCAGUAAUGUCAUGGUGGACCGUACUUGACCAUACUCUAACCAAUUUGUGACCGUGCUAUGUUUUACAGGGACAUUCCCGUGGACUUCAAGUACAUCGCAGAGCCCAGUAUGCACUCUAUGCCUGCUGUAACACUCUCACCCAAUGGUGAGUGGAGACACACACACACACACACACACACACACACACACACACACACACACACACAGAGAUUGACUGGUGUACAUAUUCUGGCACUUAGCUUUUUAUUUGUCCCAUUCCCCCCUUCAUACACCUCCACCCCUCUCCCCUAUCCUCACGUCCCCCAUAUCUUUCUCUGAGCUGUUCAUAUUUGACCUGACAUGGAUUGUUUCUCUUUAGUCUAAAUAAUGGAUGAACUCUCACUGGGAGAGCAGACCACUCCACUCUGUCCCCCACAGCUACACUCCUAAAUGGCAGCAUGGCAGCAGCCCUAGCUGGGACUGGAGCCUUUCGUCUUCUUAUCCUUGUUAUUUUCUCUCCACUUUAACAAAAGAGAUCUGAGGUCAGAGCAGUCGGGCGAAAUUGACCCAGUUGUUUUCAUCCGUUUAAUGGCAUCCUUUUAUGUGGGUUUGGUAAGGAGGACACACACACAGUGGAACACACACACACGCACAGCCAAACACACAUGAUUCAUUUCCAUCAUGUUUCUUUUCAAGAAGUGCAGUGAUUCGUGAAAUGCUUUGGCACGGCUGCCCAACCAGCAUCUUUGUUACUGAGUCCCAGUGUCUGAGGAGAGAGACUGGAGGGUUUCUAGCUAACUGAACGUCUGUGAGGUUGACGUCAAAGUUAUCCCAAAUGGCACCCUAUUCACUAUGCAGUGCACUACUUUUGAACAUGGCCCAAAGUAGUACACUAUAUAGGGAAUUAGGGUGCCAUUUGGGACGUUGCCCAAGUCGGCGUUCGGUCUUCAUGUUUUCCAAAGGGAAGGCUUUCAUCUUUCUCAAGUGGUUAGGAAAAAGAGCUGCCAGUGCAGUCUUCUGGGGUGGUCCACUCAUACAGACCAUGAUAACUAGCAUUUUCUUUAGCUCAACCAACCUGGCUUGUUUGACACGCUCAGUCUGCCUGGGAUAGAUUUGUAUGAUUUUAUUUCUAGAGAGUUGUAUCCCUUUCCUAACAAAACUGAGCUCCUCAUGCAUUAGCUGCUUUUCACACUCUGAAAAAGGUUGAACAGAAACAUGUUGUUUGGAAAUACCUUGGCCCAGACCCACUUCUCACUGGAGAAGUCCUGACCUGGGCUCAACACCUACCAUCAGCAAGCUCGAACUAAAACUGCACUCUGAAGAACUCUAAAUCAAACCGUUUUUCUAAAUGUUAUUGUAUUUUCUCCCCUCGUAGGUAAGUGGCUGGCCUGCCAGUCCAUGGACAACCAGAUCCUGAUCUUUGGAGCCCAGAACCGUUUCCGUCUGAACAAGAAGAAGAUCUUCAAGGGCCACAUGGUGGCUGGCUACGCAUGCCAGGUGGACUUCUCCCCAGACAUGAGGUAAGACAACAGAGUCCCAUUCAUUAGAGCACACCAUUGCAAACAGUAGCAAAACAUUUUGCAACGAAACAAAUGUUUCUUAUUGGACAAAUCCAGGUAGUCCCUCACCGUUUUCUUCAAUUUGAUUUCUAAUGAAUAUGACCCAGGGCUUCAUGGGUCAGAUGUUCAGUGACAUCGCCCCCUACAGGUUCACCUGGUGUUUGUCUAAAUGGGAUAGGUAACACAGCAAUGGUCCUAGCAUGUUUUCAAUUAGAGGAUUUUUUUGUUUUCCAUUUUAAAAUGUACCUGGAAUCAACCCGUUUUGAAGGGAGGAAUAUUACAAACUUCAGGGAGAGAUAGGGAAAAGGAGAGAGAAACAUUCCCCAAACAGGUAAUAUUCUGUUUAUCCAGAAACAGACAGAUCAGUACACUCACCUCUACUUCCCUCUCUAAAACAAGUCCUUCAGUCAUUGAGUGUUUCUGAGGAUAUCCUGUACUUAGAGCCUAAUAUACACCCCUCCAGGAGAGAGCUAACCAGGCCACCUACCUCAUUUUAGCACAAACCCCAAUUAAGAACCCCCUCACCCUCCCCGUGUUGCCCCCACCCUUCCCCGUGCCGCAUCGCUCACCCCUAUCAGCAGGUGCCUUCACUUCUCUCUUAGUAACCAUGGAAACAGCAAGUACCCCCCCCCCCCCCCCCCUUUCGAGCAGAGACCCAAAUUCACACAACCUCUUAGGUAUAAUGGAACAGGAGACAUUUAUAGCAGGGAGCCUAACCUCUAUCUCUCUCCUCCCUUCUCUCUCUCCUUCUCUCUCUCUCUCUCUUGUAGCUAUGUGGUGUCUGGCGAUGCGGAUGGGAAGCUGAAUAUCUGGGACUGGAAGACCACCAAGCUGUAUCACCGGAUCAAGGCCCACGACAAGGUGUGCAUCAGCGCCCUGUGGCAUCCGCACGAGACUUCCAAGGUCAUCACCUGUGGCUGGGACGGACAGAUCAAACUCUGGGACUAGAAACAUGGGGGUGGGGGGCAAGAGUGAGUGGUGCAGAGGGACUCCCUCUCUUUGGGGGGAGAGGUGGUGGUCUUUCUGUCAUGUAUUUUACAUCAUUUAAUGGCAGUCUAAAAGCCAUAGGGCUGGUAUCCAGUCCUGUUGUAACUCAGUGUAUAUUUCUACCCCAUCUCAAGAGGGGACACUGGUGGAUUGAACUGUUGAUGUUGACAAAGAGCUUUAUACACACAGAGAUAAUGAUUCACACAUACUCACCCACAGUGUGUUAGUUGUAUUUGGAGGGUUUACAUCUUUAGUUUCAUGUUUAAAUGUUUCUGUUUUAAUCAGUGAUGUCAGUAUCAUCCACACACAAUAAUCCUGGAAAAUAUUGUUUUCCUUAUUUUGUAAACCAUUUUUUAAAUAUAUGACUGUCCCAAUGUGAAAUGAGAUUAAACAUUUUGUACAUUUUGCCUGUCAAGAAAACGCUUGUCAUUGGUUAAGUUGUUUUCAUACUUUCGUCAUUUGCCUUUGAAGGUCAGAUUUUCCAAAGUGUAUUUUCUCUUUAGUAACAGUUCCCUUAUCACCAUUAAAU
Molecule: messenger RNA, 19101 nt
Organism: Coregonus sp. 'balchen'
Lineage: Eukaryota; Metazoa; Chordata; Actinopteri; Salmoniformes; Salmonidae
Source: the annotation of a GenBank genome assembly